This is a messenger RNA of Pantherophis guttatus, 7129 nucleotides long. RefSeq lists its product as uncharacterized. Gene Ontology annotation, cellular component: nucleus. Gene Ontology annotation, biological process: regulation of transcription by RNA polymerase II. Gene Ontology annotation, molecular function: RNA polymerase II cis-regulatory region sequence-specific DNA binding; DNA-binding transcription activator activity, RNA polymerase II-specific. NCBI's taxonomy places the organism in Eukaryota, Metazoa, Chordata, Lepidosauria, Squamata, Colubridae. The record is from RefSeq and is a predicted model, not a curated record.
AAAAGUCUCUGACGAUCUCAGCUGAGUUUCCUGAUCGGCAGAGGCUUUUCAAAACAUUAGAAAAAAUGCUUUGAAAAGUUAAAAAAAAAAAGUUGGCCACGUCCACCCAGUCACAUUACCACCACCAAGCCACGCCCAAAAAACUGGUAAUAACAAAUUUUACAUUUCACCCCUGGGAUGUUGCUUGUUUUCUAUCUAGAUCAGGCACUUCCGAGGGCCACAUAACUAUAAUCCCAUCCUAUCCAGUCCUCCUGCAGUACUCUGCUGGCCGAAAAUGGGCCGUGCAUAGGUCCUGCGGGGCCCGUUUUUGCCUAGCAGAAUGCUGCUGGAGGUCGGGUGAGUGUUGCUGGAGGCUGCGGAGGCCAAAAAGGGGCCACCCAGGCGCCUCAUGGUCACCUCCACGUGACCUGGUUUUGGUCAAGAGAGUACUGCUGGAGGCCAGGGAGGCCAAAAACAGGCCAUGCAGGCACCUUCAGGGGGCCUCCGCACAGCCCAUUUUUGCCCAGGAGAAUGCUGCUGGAGGCCAGGGAGGUGUAAAAAACCCCCUGAAACCCGCUUUUGGCCUCCCUGGCCUCCAGCAGCAUUUUCCUAGCCUCCAGCAGAAUUUUGGCUGGCAGAGGCACCUUGGGCCAGUCCUUUGAUAUUUCCAGGCCACCCCAUGGACCAGGUGUAAUCACCCUGCUGGCCUUGAGUUUGACACCCCUGCUUUAGAGACAACCCCUAGGAACUUAAGACCAUAAAAGGAAAUUUGUAAAUAAGGGCAGAGGGGGAGGAUAGAAUUAUGAGUUGUGGGAGAUGUAAUCAGGGGCGGAGAUAAUGUAUUCAUUUUAGAUGAAUUGGAUACGUUGUGACAUAAUUACUAUUCCAAUGAGCAAAAGGUGGGAGGCAAAUUUGUAACUAGAGAAUAUAUGGUAAAUGUAUUGAUGAUUUAGGGUGUGUCUGCUGUACCUGCCUGUGUUAUGGUCCGGCUUUGUGUUGUAGGCAGAGAGGGGGCCAGGGCUAUCUGGGAGUCAUGGGCUGCCUCCGGAGCCUCCAGAGUCGGACAUCAGUGAUGCAGAGUGUGCGCAUGCACAGAGCUGCCAGAAGACAAGAAUAGUUAAGACAAAAUGGAUGACUCUGGAAUAGGGCUUGGAGAUGAUUGGCCUCUCCCAUAAGACAUAAAGGAGGAGCAAAGGCACGUGAGCUUUUGCAGGAAGCAACUUUGUUCGUUCUGGUCGGUUUAAAUCGGGUGAAAUGCUACCGGUUCAGACUGGUUCAGUCAAACUGGUAGUGAUGGUGGUGGAUGGUUCGGAGAAGCGGUAGCGACAGCAGCGUGAGGCUCUGCCCACCCGCCCGUUUGUUGUUAGUUCCUGGUUGUACCCAGGAAGUAACCUUUUUUUUACCCUCUGCACAAGCACAGAAGGGUUUGCACAGGCACAGAGGAUCCAAGCACACACGUGACGCUUCCGAACCGUUAGGGAAGGUAAGUAGAUUUUACCCCUGGUUUAAAUUCUGAAGCUCCGUUUUGACUCUGUGCUAUGUGUGGCCUUGCAAAGUUAAUUGCCAAUUAGAUCUUGGCAGCGUGUCAAGAGAGAUAAAUGUGGGUGCUUAUCCACCUUAUCCCGAAGUCGGAUUCUUUACAAACUAUUUGUGACUCAUUAUGGGAUGUGAAUGAACAUAAUUCACAGCCGAUGAAAUGAAAAGAGGCUUUUUGGGACUAAUCCUGUGCUUUUUACUGUCUGAGGAAGCCUAGGUCAGAACAGCCUGUGCGAUGUCGUCCUCCCACUGCAAAGCAGUGAAUAAAAUUACCAUCGUUUUCUCUUGGCGGUUUUGGCUGGUGAUUGUUUAUUUCCAAACUAGACAAGGAGUCCCACCAUUCCCUUUUGCGGCCUCCUCCAAUCACUGUUGAGCUUUCGGGGCGGCUGUUCUUGAGGGAAGUGAGUUCAAAUCCUCCAGAGAUAUUUUUCUCCAUCUCCACAGACGGUUCCUGGAGAGGAAGAUGGAGAAGCUUCCACCGCUGAAGACGCUGAUGCUUUUCUGCGACAGGGAGCCUUUCCUCCUCCUCACAUGCCCAUCGUCCCUUCCCCUCCUCCCCACCUUCCUCCCCAACAGAUACUCUCCUUUUUUCCGCCCUUUCAUAGAAUCCUGGCACAUUGCGCAGCUUCCACCAGGAGGUGCUCUCAUAUUAAGGAGGGAAGUGAGCAGGCGCCGGGCUCUUCCCCUAAAUUCAUCUGGAGAGGUGCAUCUGUCCUUCCUGCUCCCCCUCCCACACAGCCCCACUAAAAGUGGGAGGCGGGGCCUUUGCUGGAGGCGCAGAGGCUGCGGGGAAGCUUUUGGGGAGACGCCGAUCCCAACGAGACUCCCGAGUGGCAGCUCUGCCCGUGCAAAGGGGCCCCACGCUGGAGGGAUAUAUGUUAGCCUGUCCAUCUCAGCACAUCGAAGAAUCUUGUUUAUUAUCAGAUGGUCAGGGGGCGUAUCUGCAUCUUUCCACAGUUGAGCAAAUGCCAUUCUCUCCACUGUUGAGACAUGGACAAAUAUAUACCAAUCCUUCUUAUCGACGUAGUCCGGUCUUAUUCCGAAUGCAGAAACUAGAGUCAUCACAACAAUUUUCCUAACAACAACAAGUGAAUUCUUGGGCGAAGAUCCUGGAUAGCUUUUGUGAUCACUCCUGCCACUUCAGGAAUAGUCCUAUGAAUUGAAAAGUGUUUGGAGAUUCCUCAGAACUAUCUGGAAUUUCCUUAUAGGACAGAGAAAGAAUGCAGAAAAAAACGUUAGCAAAUGAGGAAACUGGAAAAGGCCUCCCAGCGGUUCAGACUGGCAGCUAUGAGAAGAUCUGGGCAAGAACUGGGCAAAAGAUCGUGGAAAAGGAAACCAUUACCCCUUCAGAGAUUCAGCCAUGCAACUUCAGAAACAUCCAAUACCAGGAGGCUGAAGGUCCCCGAGGACUUUGCAGCCGACUCCACAACAUUUAUAGUCAAUGGCUGAGGUUAGAAAAGCACACUAAAACCCAAAUGUUGGACCUGGUUGUUCUGGAGCAGCUCCUGGCCCUUCUGCCCCUGCCGAUGAAGAGCUGGGUGCGGGAGUGUGGAGCAGAGACCAGCUCCCAAGCGGUGGCCCUGGCAGAAGGCUUCCUCCUGAGUCAGGCAGAGGAGCAGAAGGAGGAAGUCGAAUUGCAGUCCUUCACUCUGCAGAACAGAGAACCUAUGAGAAAGAGGAAUCCAUCAAAUCCCCCUCGGGAGCUGUUUUCCAGGGGGGUCUAUCAUGAAUCCGCAAGUCAGGACAUCUCAGAUGGGAAGGACAAAAUGAAUUUGACUCCUUUUUAUGGUGGUGCUGAAAUUCUGGUUGAAGCUCCAAAAGAAGCUCUCGUGUCCUUUAAGGAGGUGGCUGUGUAUUUCUCCGAAGAGGAGUGGUCUCAGCUGGAUGCUGACCAAAAAGCACUGCAUCGGGAAGUCAUGCUGGAAAAUCACAGGAACGUGGCCUCUUUGGGUAAUAAUGGGGAGGAAGAUGAAGAUUCCAGAGAACUAUUCGAAAUGAUCAGUCGUGGAUACAAUAUGAAGAACCCUACAAUUCUAAUAGAAGUAGAAAGCCAUGAGAGAAACCAGUCAAAUAAUUGCAAUCAGGAAAGCUCAUCUUCUGUUCAUGCCUCAGCGAAAGCCUCUGUGACCGAACAAGGACAACUAAAAACGAAAUAUAUUGGAAAAUGUACAAAACUAUUCAUAAAUAAAUUAGAUGUAAAUCAAUACUAUCAAACCCAAACCAAUGGAGAAGAUUAUAUAUGUAGAGACAAUGGAAAAAAUUACAAAUGGACGCAGUCUCUUCCUCAUAAAAAUGGGUCCUGUACAUCUCAAAAAAGAACCGACAUAGGAGAACAGCCACAUAAGUGCAUGCAGUGUGGAAAGAGCUUUAGUAGGAAAAGUUACCUGAAAUGUCAUAAGAGGAUCCACACAGGAGAGAAACCCUAUAAAUGCAUGGAGUGUGGAAAGAGCUUCCCUUAUAGUACUUCUCUUACUUCACAUUCCCGGAUCCACACAACAGAGAAGCCAUAUAAAUGCACGGAGUGUGGAAAGAGCUUUAGUUGGAGGAACAGUCUUGCUUCCCAUAAAAGGAUCCACAAAGCAGAGAAGAUAUAUAAAUGCACUGAGUGUGGUAAAGGUUUUAUUGAAAACAGUAAACUUACACGUCAUAAACGGAUCCAUACAGGAGAGAAGCCCUAUAAAUGCAUGGAGUGUGGAAAGACCUUCUCUCAUAGUAAUUCUCUUACUUCCCAUUACUCGGUCCAUACAGGGGAGAAGCCAUAUAAGUGCACAAAGUGUGGAAAGAGCUUCUCUCAAAGUUCUUCUCUUAAUCUUCAUAAAAGAAUCCACACAGGAGAGAAGCCCUAUAAAUGUAUGGAAUGUGGAAAGAGCUUCCCUAGCAGCAGUGACCUUGUUUUCCAUAAAAUGACCCACACAGGGGAGAAGCCACAUAAAUGCAUGGAGUGUGGAAAGAGCUUUAUUAAGAACUGUGAACUUAUUUACCAUAGUAGGAUCCAUACAGGGGACAAGCCAUAUAAAUGCAUGGACUGUGGAAAGAGCUUUAUUAAGAACUGUCAACUUACUUACCAUAGUAGGAUCCAUACCGGGGAGAAGUCAUAUAAAUGUAUGGAAUGUGGGAAAUGCUUUACGGAGUCUAGUAAUCUUAAUUCCCAUAAAAAUAGCCACACAGGGGAGAAGCCUUAUAAAUGCAUGGAAUGCGGAAAGAGUUUUUCUACGAACCGUUAUCUUAAUCACCAUAAAAGGAUCCACACAGGGGAGAAGCCUUAUAAAUGUAUGCUGUGUGGAAAAGGUUUUAUUAUGAACAGUUAUCUUAACUACCAUAAAAGAACCCACACAAUGGCACUUUGGGCAAAGUCCACCAGGGGGCGCUCUCGGACUCACGUGGGAACUGAGCAUGCGCCCAUCUCUUCGGCUGGAGUUCGUCGGGAAAGGCGUCUGCCCUUGCUGCCUCCUCCGUCCGCUGUGAGUGGGAGGCGCAGAGGCUGCCGGGAAGCCAUUGCAGGGACGCCAAUCCCGACGAGACCCCAGAGUAGCCUGAGUGGAGGUUCUGCCCGUGCAAAGGGGUCCCGCGGUGGAGGGGACAGAGAAAUGAUGCAGAAAGAAGCAUUAGGAAGUGAGGGACCUGGAAAAGGCCACUCACUCACUCAGCCUGACAGCUGUGGGAAGAUCUGGGCAAGAACUGGGCAGAAGAUUGUGGAGAAGGAAACCAUUACCCCUUCAGAGAUUCAGACAUGCAGCUUCAGAAACAUCCAAUACCAGGAGGCUGAAGGUCCCCGAGGACUUUGCAGCCAACUCCACAACCUUUAUAGUCAAUGGCUGAGGUUAGAAAAGCACACUAAAACCCAAAUGUUGGACCUGGUUGUUCUGGAGCAGCUCCUGGCCCUUCUUCCCCUGCCGAUGAAGAGCUGGGUGCGGGAGUGUGGAGCAGAGACCAGCUCCCAAGCGGUGGCCCUGGCAGAAGGCUUCCUCCUGAGUCAGAGAGAGGAGCAGAAGGAGCAAGUCGAAUUGCAGUCUGUCAUUCUGCAGACCAGAGAACCUAUAAGAAAGAGGAAUCCAUCAAAUCCUCCUUGGGAGCGGUUUUCCAGGAGGGUCUAUCAUGAAUCCGCAAGUCAGGACAUCUCAGAUGGGAAGAACAAAACGAAUUUGACUCCUUUUUAUGGUGGUGCUGAAAUUCUGGUUGAAGCUCCAAAAGAAGGUCUCGUGUCCUUUAAGGAGGUGGCUGUGUAUUUCUCCGAAGAGGAGUGGUCUCAGCUGGAUGCUGACCAAAAAGCACUGCAUCGGGAAGUCAUGCUGGAAAAUCAUAGGAACGUGGCCUCUUUGGGUAAUAAUGGGGAGGAAGAUGAAGAUUCCAGAGAACUAUUCAAAAUGAUCAGUCAUGGAUACAAUAUGAAGAACCCUACAAUUCUAAUAGAAGUAGAAAGCCAUGAGAGAAACCAGUCAAAUAAUUGCAAUCAGGAAAGUUCAUCUUCUGCAUCAACGAAAGCCUCCGUGACCGAACAAGGACAACUAAAAACAAAAUAUAUUGGAAAAUGUACAAAACUAUUCAUAAACAAAUUAGAUAUAAAUCAAUACUAUCAAACCCAAACCAAUGGAGAAGAUUAUAUAAGUAGAGACAAUGGAAAAAAUUACAAAUGGACGCAGUCUCUUUCUCAUAAAAAUGGGUCCUGUACAUCUCAAAAAAGAACCCACACAGGAGAAAAGCCACAUAAGUGCAUGCAGUGUGGAAAGAGUUUUAGUAGGAACAGUUACCUUAAAUGUCACAAGAGGAUCCACACAGGAGAGAAACCCUAUAAAUGCAUGGAAUGUGGAAAGAGUUUCACUUAUAGAACUUCUCUUACUACGCAUUCCCGGAUCCAUACAACAGAGAAGCCGUAUAAAUGCAUGGAGUGUGGAAAGAGCUUUAUUAAGAACUGUUAUCUUAUUUAUCAUAGUAGGAUUCAUACAGGGGAGAAGCCGUAUAAAUGCAUGGAGUGUGGAAAAUGCUUUAUAGACUCUUGUCGUCUUAUUGGCCAUAAAAAGAGCCACACAGGGGAGAAGUAUAUAUGUGUUGAAUGUGGAAAGAGUUUUUCUACAAAGACAUAUCUCAAGACCCAUGAAAGGAUCCACACAGGGGAGAAGCCUUAUAAAUGCAUGGAAUGUGGAAAGAGUUUUUCUAGGAAGACGAAUCUUAAGACCCACGAAAGAAUCCACACAGGGGAGAAGCCUUAUAAAUGCAUGGAAUGUGGAAAAAGUUUUUCUAGGAAGACGUAUCUUAAUCACCAUAAAAGGAUCCACACAGGGGAGAAGCCUUAUAAAUGUAUGCUCUGUGGAAAAGGUUUUCUGAUAAACAGAUAUCUUAAGUACCAUAUAAGGACCCAUACAAUGUAGAAGCCAUAUAAAUCUGUGAAAUCAGAAAGAAGUUUCAAGGGGACCAAUGGUGGUAUUUCCAUUCACGAAUUAAAUUUGGGUGAGAAUAUGUAAAAAUUUUACCUUUUAGUUGUUGAAAUAUAUGCAUUUCCUAAUUAGUGAAUUAGGAAAGGGAUUAAUUGUGUUGUAAUUAAGAACAGUGGAUUUUUGUAGCUACUGUUGUGAUUUAGGCUUCCUGAAUCAUUAAAAUAUACAAGUAGUCCCAAAAA